GGCCAAAUCAUUAGCAGCGCACAAAAUCAGCUGGCUUUUAUAUUAUGUGUCGCUGACAUGUGGCGGUCCUAAAGUGGUAAAUGUGCGAAAAUUCCGCCGCCGUCUUCUUUCUCCGGCCAAGGGCCACCCAGGAUCCAGUCGACUGAUUCCGUCGCCAUUGUUAGCUGAUACUGGAGAUCUCCCUGCCCUAGAUUAUCAGAUUAAUCUUCCUCACUCAUCAGUUCCUUUUGUGAAACGGACACUAUCUCGGUGCCUCCGCUGCUUGAAUUUACUGUUUUUUCCCCCUUAUUUCGCCCGAAUCUGUUCCCAUCUGUGCUGUGCAAAAUGGAAUGGCUUUUAGUCUUUCUUUUCACCGGAGCUCUUGAUCCGUACGGCAUCUUAAAUUUUGCUGAUGAAUCGACGAGGAAAGCCGAGGAAGAGGCGUUGGCGGAUAACUUGGGAUAUGGUUGGUCCUUCGCUUGUAUAGUUUACUUAGAAUGAUUUUGUGUGACUAGAUCCUUAUGCGAUUAGAUCCAGUCUCCAUGAUUUGAUUAUCAUAGCCUGGGUACCAUAAUAUGCUCCAUAUCCACAUGAUUUUGAUUCUCUGACGGUUGUGCGUAAUAGCAGUAUGAUGAAGCAGAUGUUAAUUCUCUGACGGUUGUGCGGCAGCAGCAAUCUUAUUGCGUGUUUGGCAAAACAAACAUCAGUUUGGGGAGUCAGAUGCGAGUUACUUGAACACAUAUACAGAUACUGAUCCCAUGAACCGAUUAGUGGGAUUCAGAUUACACAGAUGCUUCUGUAGAGUCUGAUUUUGAUGGAGCAGUUGACAUCAAUCGCAAUAUGCAGCAAUCACGUCAUGCUGACCAAAGUGUAUUGAUUUAGUAGAGAAGAUAGAUCCAUGUAGAUGUUCUCGUAAUUGAGUCUAAUCACCUAGUUUUGCCACCUCUUUGCAAGUUCAUCAAUGAAUGUGCUGAUGCUUAUUGCUGAACUCUGUAUAUGGGCUGUUACUUUACCUUCUGAAGUUCUGCUUGCCUGUGCCUUCUAAACAUAUGUUCCAUCUGAUGACUCCGCCUGUCUCCAGUUUGCCUCCUUUCAGGAAAUUAGCCAUCUUGAGAUGACAAGAUCUGAAAGUGACAUAUUAAACAAUCACAGUAUGAAGAAAACAAGCAAAAUCAUUGAUAUACUCAGAAGUCAGAAGUCUACAGCGAAUCAAAAGCUACUAGGGUACACAUUAUAGUAGUUGGACAUAAUCUAGUUCUAGUAGUCACUUGUCUUGUAUAUUUGACUAGUCUCCUCCUCUCGGCCUCUCCCCCAUUGUCUCAUGGAUAAACUUCAUUUGGCAGUUCUGGUUCUUCCCGUCCUUCUUGGGUUAGCUCUGUUAUACAUUUGUGACAUCGUAUGGCUAAGGCCAGAGAGGAUAAGAAGGAGAUGGAGGAAGCAGGGUGUAAGGGGUCCCAGACCUACUUUGCUUUUUGGAAACACCCAGGAGAUGAAGAAGAUCCGACAAGAUCUUGCGCCUGCGCAGAAACAAGACACCAAUAACUACGUAUACACCCUCUUCUCUCACUUGCUUGUCUGGACAAAAACAUAUGGGUCGGUGUUCCUCUAUUCAAUAGGAACUGUGGAUAUUCUGUAUAUUUCUGACCCUGCCAUGGUCAAGGACAUGAGCCACUGCACAUCAUCACAGCUCGGGAAGCCUAUUUAUCUACAGAAAUCUCGCAAACCGCUCUUUGGCGAAGGUAUCUUGAUAUCGAAUGGCGAUAUAUGGGCCUAUGAGAGGAAGAUCAUUGCACCGGAGCUCUUCAUGGAGAAGAUUAAGGUCAUGAUAGGACUAAUCGUGGAGGCUUCUGUCCCAUUGUUGGAAGCAUGGGAAAGCAUGCUUGACAACUCAGGAGGGAUUAGAGAGAUAGAUGUUGAUGGAUAUAUGCGGAACUUCUCCGCAGAUGUAAUCGCCAGGGCGUGUUUCGGGAGUGAUUUCGCAACAGGCGAAGAAAUAUUCUCCAAGCUAAGGCAGCUUCAGAAGGCGAUUUCUCAGCAAGAUUCACUUGUUGGACUAUCUGCACUGUGGAAGUACUUACCAACCAAAAGCAAUAAAGAAAUGCGAGAGCUGGAGCAAGAAGUCCGGUUACUCAUCCUGGAUGUUGCCAGACGCGAGGGCAGCAGCAGCAGUAACAGCACCAUCUACAUGCACACUACCCACAAUGACCUUCUGCGCUCGAUUGUUGAUGGCGCUCAGCAGUGCCCCAGCUACCCUGGCACUGCCGAGGACUUCAUCGUCGACAACUGCAAGAAUAUGUACUUCGGUGGUCAUGAGACCACUGCGAUCACUGCUACCUGGUGCCUAAUGUUACUCGCCACACACCCAGAGUGGCAGGACCGUGCCCGUGCCGAGGUUCUAGAUGUGUGCUGUGGAGACACAGCAAUCGAUUUUGACGUCCUUCGGCGCCUGAAGACAAUCACCAUGGUGAUCCAGGAGACGGUCCGACUGUUCCCUCCAGCGUCACUUAUGGCGCGCGAAGCCCUGACAGACGUCAAGCUCGGAGGCCUCGACAUCCCACAGGGAACAAUCAUCCAGACUGGCAUUGCUGUGGUGCACCUUGACAGGGACAUUUGGGGCCAGGAUGCCGGCGAGUUCCGGCCAGACCGGUUCAUGAACGGUGCCGCCGCAGCGUGCAAGCCGGCGCACAUGUAUAUGCCGUUUGGGCAUGGGCCAAGGUCCUGUCCAGGGCAGCACCUGGCGGUGGUGGAGCUCAAGGUGUUGCUCGUGCGCCUGCUGAGCAAGUACAGCUUCUCGCCGUCACCAGGGUACCGGCACGCGCCGCUGUUCAGGCUGACUAUUGAACCCGGGUUCGGCAUGCCGCUCGUGGUCACAAGGCUUCCAUGAUCUCUGGCUGUCAGCAGGAACGAACCACGCCUAGAUGUUUGUGAUCAGCAAGGCGGUGGUUGUGUGCAUCUUAGAAAACAGAGGACGUGAGUGAACUCCUGUUCCUGUGCUUGUAUCAACUCAACUCGACGUUGAGAUCAGUGAAGCUUCCGUUUUCAGGAAAAAUGCCUGUGUCGAUACAUUCCGCUGCUAAAGAUUCGGCAAGUUCAGACAGAUUUGGCAAAAUAAAGUACAGCUACUGGUGUUCGCGGAACUUUGUAUGUUCUAUGCAUGUACUAGUACUAACCCAAAAACAAUAUACUACCUCAA
Molecule: messenger RNA, 3172 nt
Organism: Lolium perenne
Lineage: Eukaryota; Viridiplantae; Streptophyta; Magnoliopsida; Poales; Poaceae
Product: cytochrome P450 714C3
Molecular function (GO): monooxygenase activity; heme binding; oxidoreductase activity, acting on paired donors, with incorporation or reduction of molecular oxygen
Source: RefSeq, a predicted model, not a curated record